Varroa destructor (honeybee mite) is the source of this 3339-nucleotide messenger RNA. It is a transcript of the gene Hacd1, whose product is annotated as 3-hydroxyacyl-CoA dehydratase 1. The record is from RefSeq and is a predicted model, not a curated record. Gene Ontology annotation, molecular function: 3-hydroxyacyl-CoA dehydratase activity. Gene Ontology annotation, biological process: very long-chain fatty acid biosynthetic process; fatty acid elongation; sphingolipid biosynthetic process. Gene Ontology annotation, cellular component: endoplasmic reticulum membrane. NCBI's taxonomy places the organism in Eukaryota, Metazoa, Arthropoda, Arachnida, Mesostigmata, Varroidae.
GCUUUCCUCGUAGACAAUCCCUUUCUGCUACCCACUGCCCUCUCUCACGUCUUAUGGUUACCCUCUCUGCUUGUAUAGGAAGACAGCCACAGCUGAUGAAGAAAGACUCGCGAGUCGUUGUCUUCGCUUCUAAGUUAGGGAUCUAGCCAAAAUAAGUGGAAAUAGUGACAGUAGCGUAUUUGUGUGCGUGUGAAGUGGACAUUAUUUACGUCGCGUUCCAACACCUUCGGUUAGAAGGUACUAGACACGCACGCAACAAUGUGCAAGAAGGAACAGAGCACUUUUGCCAAAUUAUACCUGACUGCGUACAAUGGGCUGCAGGCUGCCAGCUGGAGCUACGUUUUGAUUAAAUCAUUAUCGUUUAUGUUUGAGAAACAAUGUUAUAAAGGAGCUUUCGGGAAUAUUGAACUGGAGUUGGGUGUAGCUCAAACGGCUGGUGUUAUGGAAGUCGUUCACGGUGUUACAGGGCUCGUCAGAGCAAAUCCGUUGCUGACAUUUAUACAAAUGCUGUCGAGAAUUGUGGUGUACUGGGGAAUCCUCGUUGCCGUGCCGGAGUCCCGCUUACAGAUCGGUCUCCCAAUGUUAUUAGUGGCGUGGAGUAUUGCAGAGAUAACGCGUUAUCUCUUUUACGGGUUGAGUUUGUACAAUGCGUGUCCCCCGAUUCUCACGUGGUGCAGAUAUUCGUUUUUCAUCAUCCUUUACCCAAUUGGAGUGAGCGGUGAACUCCUUUCAAUCUACUCAGCUUUGCCGUACGUCAAGGAACGGGGUUUGUUCUCCAUUAAUCUGCCCAACCCAUAUAAUUUCUCGUUUGACUAUCACCUUGUGCUGGUUAUUACGAUGCUCAUUUAUUUGCCUGGCCUACCUAAACUGUAUAGCCACAUGCUUAGCCAGCGCAGUAAGGUCCUCUACCCACCCAAGGAGAAGCAGUAGCUUUGUCACCAUCUUUGAAGUGCAAUAAGCAAGCUAUUUUCCUAACAAAAUUCUUCAAAUCGUGAUCAGUGGACGACUGCAGAACCUUCAGUCAUUGAAAAUAAAGAGCUCUCAUAUUAAAAGUGCUAGGAUACUAAGUCAUGGCCUUUUGCAGCGAGUGAUGACAGAAGUAAUGCCGUGCUCAUAAGCCAUGCACAUGGGAAAUAGACAACAUUAUUUGCUUACAAAUUUUGCUUCUUUAUAAAAAAAAAAUAUCAACAGUGUAUAUUAAUAAUUAUAGUUAUGUUAUAAGGUGAACGUAUUUACGCUGGGCUUGCGUCAAUUAGCCAUUGUACGAAAUCUAACACAGACACAUAUGGUGUAUUAUUGACAGGUGGCUUUCGACUUGAUAAUUUAAAAUUAGUUUAGAGCUGCAGUUUGCAAGAAAAAAUAUAUAAUAAUAUACAUAUAAUAUUUAGAUAUUAAAACGUCUAUAUCGUUAUCAUCAGUGUUCACCUAUCAGGGAUCAGAUUAAAAUGAAGUUUUGAUAAAGCUGCCAAUGCCUUUGUCAUCUGUCAUAAACCAAAGUGCACUAGUGCACUUUGGUGCAAUAGUGCACUAGUGCACUUUGGUGCAAUAGUGCACUAGUGCACUUUGGUGCAAUAGUGCACUAGUGCACUUUGGUGCAAUAGUGCACUAGUGCACUUUGGUGCAAUAGUGCACUAGUGCAAUAGUGCAUUAGUGUAUUAGGUUUCCGCCUUAGGCAAAGAUCAGCUUGAAUAAACGAAAAUAUAAGUAGAUUAGUUCAAUGAUUUUUGAUACUAAAUGUACAAGUGGUACUGCGCUUGAUAUUUAAGUACCCCUUACAAACAAAUUAAUGAAUAAUUACCUAAAUGGCAGAAUAAAUAAUAUCUUCGUAUCUCUUGUUUUUCUUUGCUUGGUAAUCUUUAAUAACGAGCAAGAAACUCUUAAUUCUACUAAAGGUAUUCUGCAAAUGGAAUUUGAUACGAAGAGUCCUGCAAAGUAUUUACUAAGAUUUUAAAAUUAAAUAUUUUGUUAGUUUAUGAUCUUGUGUGUCAAAAUUUCAAAUUAUUGUAAUCAGCUCGUACAUCAGUUAGUGUAAUUACUACCUAUAAAGAAGGAAAGAAUAAAUACGGGCUUUCUGUCAGUGACUUGAACUAGGCUGUAAUCGAUGUUAAAAUUUACGUCGAAAUCCUUGUGCACAGUUUCAACUACAAUUAACACAGCUGGAAGAGACCCACAUCAAACGACACUAAUCAUCCUUCAUAGUUAGUUUAGUACUUAAGUAGACCUGCGACAGAGAUAGUUUGAAAUAACGGUUGGAAAGUGCGCCGAGAAACGACGUUUUCUAAGACAUCCACUGGGUAGGUAGGAAUUUUCGCGCUAAAGAAACAUCUAAUAAACACCAAAACGUGUAGUUAAAUACAGAAGUGAGAUCGGAAAGAGAGUCCAACACUGUUCUUAGUAAGGUUUUUUGACUCCGCAAAGGUUGACUGAUUCUUCGAAGAAUGCUAAUAAUUAUUCGCAAAAUUAUUUUAGAAUUCAUGGAGAGAUGAAGCGUCGUAUAAAAAAUAAAACUCCAUCCAAGAUCGUUCCACAUCACCCAAGUUCGCGAGAAACUUUCAUAAAAUGUGUAUCAGAAGUACCUUUCUUUAAGCCAAUUGUUUCCUUGAAAUCAAUACUGGUAUUUGAUAAAAAUAUUUUCUUCUAAAAAUCUACUUACCGUUUAUGUCAAUCCGCCGUCGUAUAUAUAAAGAUAAGGUAUUCGUUGUCAGACAGUUUUGAAGACCUUGGAAAACCAAACAAUUUUUUCGCCGAGAUAUUUUACACAUACUUAGCUGUUGUCGAUCAAAGUAUUUUGUUUAUAAGACGGCGAUAUUAUUAUAUAUAUGGGAAUCAUAGCAUGAAAGUGAAGAAUAAAACUCGUUUUGUAUCCAGAUUUUAAUGAAUUGGUUAAAUAUUUGCUCUGCGUCGAAAUCAAAUUACGGAUAAAGCCAAUAUUUCUCUUUUCAAGUAAACACUCAGAAUAAAUAUAUAUUUUUUAUUGUAUCGUGUUUUAUUUUUAUUUAUUUUUUCUUAUCUACAUAAGCUUCACCAAGGCCGUCCAGGGCACUAAUGGUAAAACGUGCUCCGCCAAACCUAAAAUUUAUUGGCGGAAAGAAUUAAAAAUCUCAUUCCUUUGUUUCAUGCAUGUUUCUUCCAUUUGUCUUCGUGUUUGCGCUCCUUCCUUUCUCUCUUUUUCUCUUUUACGCUUUCGCUCUGUUCAGUUGGUACAUAGGAAAAGAUAUUCUUUUUCUGUGUACUAACGCGUCGUAAGUUGACCCUUACCGCUACCACGUUCCAGUAAUCAGAAGGAAGUGGUAAGUUAUAAUCAUAUAUUCUAUUCACUCGAUGAUACAUAAGUGCUCC